AUCAUACAGCAGAGACAGGACGGCAGCGAACACUUUUUUCGUAGCUGGAAAGACUAUGAGGAUGGGUUUGGUAACCUGACAUCUGAACACUGGCUUGGAAACAAGAACAUCCACGCCCUGACUGCCAGUGGUGCGUACGAGCUUCGAGUUGUCCUCGAGGAUUUUCAGAUGAACCGGAAGGUGGCCAACUACCGCUCGUUCUCUGUGGGCGAUGCCAUCAAACACCAGCUGUCCGUUGACGGAUACUCCGGGGACGCAGGCGAUUCCCUCAAGUUUGACCACGACGGUCACGCCUUCUCCACAGCGGAUGCCGACAACGACGGUGCCACUUCCGUCAACUGUGCCCAGACGCAUUCUGGGGGCUACUGGUACAGUGACUGCUUCAAGUCAAAUAUCAACGGCAAGUAUGGUAUCAAAGCAGAGAACGGCAUCAUCUGGGGAUCGUUCAAAAACUGGGAACUGUUCGUACUCAAGAAGACCGAGAUGAAGAUAAGACCGGUUCCAGUGAAAUAAACAUUAAAGUUUCCUUUGAAUAUCUACCAGAACUAGUAUACGCGUCCGAUAACUCUCACACCCACAUGUAAUUAUAUCCGUCGUCAUUGUUUGUUCUUCAAUGACAUGUAAACAUCCUAACUUAACUUAUAUUAAAAAUU
This is a messenger RNA of Mizuhopecten yessoensis (Yesso scallop), 653 nucleotides long. RefSeq names its product fibrinogen-like protein 1. The record is from RefSeq and is a predicted model, not a curated record. NCBI's taxonomy places the organism in Eukaryota, Metazoa, Mollusca, Bivalvia, Pectinida, Pectinidae.